Molecule: messenger RNA, 3018 nt
Organism: Caenorhabditis briggsae
Lineage: Eukaryota; Metazoa; Nematoda; Chromadorea; Rhabditida; Rhabditidae
Exons: 6
Coding region: 1-3018 (1005 amino acids)
Molecular function (GO): protein binding
Source: RefSeq, a predicted model, not a curated record
AUGCGUGAGCCACUGAGCUACGGAGCCCAUUCAAAGGGUGCUCUGAGCCAAGGAACAUCUAGAAAUGAAGCGAUGUCAAAGUUUAUGGAAUGGUUUCAAGAUUCAUCUACGAAAAGAUCAAGAAGGCUGGAAAUAGUUGGAAAAGAGCAUUGUGGGAAGACUUGGUUUGCCAAAAAGCUUUCCGAAAUGUCCGAAUGCGUCGCAUGUCACUUCUGUCGACCUGACGAACCACAAUCAUCUGAAUCUGCUACAGUAAUCCGAUCAAUAGGAGAACAACUUAUGCGUCGAUUUCCUAACUUGGUCCUACCUAGGCUGACUACAGUAACUCUCUUAGAAGAUACUGUAGCUGCUCUAGACCACUUUCUUCGUCUUCCAUUGGAAACUAUGCCAUCCACUUCGAAACCUGUGUUCAUUGUGAUAGAUAGUGUGGAAGAUGAUGAGACAAAUCUCUUAAUCGAAAUGUUGAUUAAUAUUCUUCCCACGUGGAUUCGAAUGGUGACGACUUCAAGACAAGAAAGUCCAACUCGAAAACCAGAUGACGCAAAGGAAAUCGUGGAGCUGGAUUCGAUGAACGACGUCGAUUUCGAAAGAUUCAUCAGAUCCAAACUGCCUCAUUGCCACGUGGAAGAAGUGAGAGAAGCAUCAGAAGGAUCCUGGUUCUAUGUGGAGCAACUAUCAAGAGCAGUUGAAAUGGGAAUGAUUCCCAGUGAUUUGGUUCCGCCGAUAGGAGUGGAAAAGAUGAUGCAUUUGAUAGCUAGGAGUCUUCCAGGACCAUUCGCAGAUAUUGUUCGUUUGGCGAAAACGAGUCGAUGUCGACCAACUCGUCAACAACUUCUGGCUGUAUCCCAAAUGCUCAUAGCCCGAGAUAUCUCAAUUUUGGAAAAAGACAUUCAGCUGAUAAGCUCUUUAAUAGGAUCCUCUCCCCCAGAUUCCGAGCUAUUCGAUGUUCCUGACAUUUGGUUCUAUCUAGUUGGAGAAGAAAACCUUCGAUGUCAUUCGGCAUGGGCGGAACAUUACAAAACGAAACGAAGAAAAAGUGCUCAGGAUAUUUGUGAACUUGCCUAUCACCUAUCCCAUUCCACAACUAAUCCAAUCAACGCCAUCAAGACAUUACAAAGUGUUGGAGCUGGUGAUCUGAUUCUUCGAUGUCAUAUUAUUGAUCUACCAACAACUGCACUUUUGAAAUCAGCAGGAGCAAAGAUGGAGGAGAACAAUUAUGAUGUUGUUUAUGCGUGCUCGGUUGGAGAUGUUAAUUAUUUGGAUGCGAUUCUCAGAGAGAUCAAGCCAAUUCCCAUGGAAAUCUGCUUCGGACUUCUAACCGCCGCCGCCCGUGGAAACAUUGAAAUGUGUCGAUUCAUGGCUGAUCACUUUCCCCAAUUGGUUUCCUCUUCUUGUUGUGGAGAAUGGAAUGCAUUGAGAAGUGCAGCAUGUUAUGGACAACUUGAAAUCCUUCAUCUUCUUUUGGAAAAAGGAGUCGAUGUAGAUGAAUGUGGACAUAGUGAUCGAACAGCUCUCCGAGCAGCUGCAUGGUCAGGACAACUGGCUGCAGUUCAGUUAUUGCUGCAAACUGGAGCAGAAGUCGAUCGCAGGGAUUCAGAACAACGAACGGCUUUGAUGGCUGCUGCUUUUAUGGGUCAUCGAGAUGUGGUUUCGGUGAUACUUCAGUAUGGUGCUGAUGUGAAUACAGUUGAUAAAUCUGGAGCUACUGCACUUCAUUUGAAUCUUUCCAAUGGUUCUAAGCAAGAUGAACACUCAGAAACAACACGACUUUUGCUAGAGAACAAUGCGGAUUGCAAAAUCGAGGAUUCCAACGGUCGAGUAGCUCUUCACCUUGCUUCUUACCACGGUGAUGCGUGCCUUCCUUUCAUUUUUGAAAAGAAUCCAGUGGUUGAUAUAAUGGAUAACAUGGGACAAACUCCACUAAUGUUGGCUGCCAGUCAAGGACAACUCGUUUCAGUUCAGUUUCUAACUGAAAAAGCUCAUGCUGAUGUUGACUCGAUUGAUAAUAAUGGACGAACGGCUCUCCAGUGGGCGGCUAUAAAUGGUCAAUCGAAAGUUGUUGAGUAUCUUUGUGGAAUUGGAUCAGAUGAAGGACAUAAGGAUAAUGAUGGAGCAGUUGCAUUGCAUUAUGCAGUUACUCAUGAUAAUGUGGAUUUGGUGAAGCCAUUGGCAAAUAAGCAUACGGUAGAAGCAAAGGAUAGAUAUGGACAACAUCCGAUGAUGAUUGCAGCCGCUAAUGGAAAUUUGAAAGUGAGUUAUGUCCUCAAAUACCUGAUGGAUGUAUCCGACAUCAUCAAUCAACCUGACCACGAAGGUCGAUCAGCCCUUUCCCUUGCUGCAAUGGCUGCUCACACAUCGAUAAUCGAAGCAAUCGCUCCAAGAAUCACCGAUUGGGUACAACGAGAUCAUGAUGGAACUCCUUUGAUCCACACACUAAUCCUUUCAAACCUGAUCUACGUGGCAGAAGUCUAUCUAACUCACGGUGGCUCAUCAUCUGAUUCUGAUGCUCACGGAAGAACUUGUGUUCAUGUCGUAGCAUCCACAAACCACGUUGCUGCUGGUAAAAUGCUGAAAAGAAUUGGAGGAGUGAAUUUUGAAUCGGUGGAUAGAGGAGGAAGAACUGCAUUGAUGACCGCUGUUUGGGCAAGACACGUGGGAAUUUCUGUGUUCCUUUUGGAUGGUUGUGGAGUGGAUCCAAAUCGAACUGAUCGUCAGGGUGCCACUGCUCUGUCCAUCGCUGCUCAAAUCGGUGAUCGUGAGCUUGUGAAUCUUCUUCUGAAGUUUGGAGCCGAACCGAAAAUCAAGGAUUCAAUGGGAAGAACUGCAAUGGAUGUAGCCAUAAUUUCUGGAAAUGAAUCCAUCGUUUCUCUACUUCAAACUGCAAAUGGGUCAUCCGGAUCAUCUGGAAUUGGAAGCAGUAUUCCAAAUAGUCCAAUGGAUGCGAGUAAACAAAGAAUUCGUCCAAUCAGGGCAACGUCUUCAUUAAGAAGUCAAAGAAUCGAUAAUAGUUUUAAGUGA